AUGUCAUACGUGGGAUUUACACGAUUCACGGGCAACCCGGACCGUUGUGAGCCGGUCGAAAAAGUCAUGGCUGCUGAAAUAGCAGACUUCAACUCCUUCAAGCGCCUCUUGCAUGAGUACUACGAAGCUGCCGAGGUUGAAUAUGACCUCCAUGUUCACUACGGGAACAAGCUUCCCUGCAGCGGAGCCAGCGAAAUGUCGCCACGACUUUGGAACGCUCUCGCAAGUACUCGUAGCGCAUCACCGUCAAAGUCAGAUUUCCCAGUCUACUUCAUAUGCUUCGCCAAAAAAGGCCAGUCGCAGUCGAACUCGAAGGCAAUCUCCAGCAACAGUGACAAAUCGACCAUCCAAGAGGCACGAUCGAACGGCUUGCCGAAUCGACAAUGCGAUACGCCAACACCAAGUCCGCCGGUUCACGAUCACAUCUUUGUGCACCCAUCGCCUAGCGUAACCUACACCACGCCUGUCCGUAGUCAAACAAUGACAGUCUCGCCCUCCAAGGAGACGCCCAGCCGUAAAAGGCAGAGACAGGACCAAGAGGCACAAGAGCGCCCCGCCAAAUCCUCUCGACCGGCUCCAGGUCUGCUGCCACAGGCGCUUGAGAACAAGUUGACUGGCUUGACCGAUACCUCUGAGAAAUGCGGCCGCGUCGUUGUCGGUGUGGACAACGAUUCGACCUGCGCUGUGUGGGCGGCCAGGAACUCGUUGGGCAGAAUCUAUCUUCGCAAAUCCGCCUUUGACAUCGAAGGCGAACCGCUUUCUGACCAUGAAGGUGGCAAGAGACAGAAGAUUGAAGACACUGACUUCCUCCCGGUCAGCGGAAACUCCACGGAUUCUUCUUGGGACGCCAUCAAAACUUGGAUUGACGGUCGUCUGGACGCAUUGGAGAUUGCAUCUCCGAGAGUUCAGUCCGCGCGUGCGCAGUCGACAGGGCCGUCGGUUGGUGCCCCCUCGGCCUCUGAACGAGCUAGAGUGCUUAAGCGGGGCAGCACUGCGUCGCCUUCCGUAAACCGCCGUAGCCUGCAAGUUCAUCCCGGUCGUUCAUCUCCGUUGCAGCGGAUGUGUUCUGGGCCUACGCGCGCUUCAUCCUGCUCGGAGCAAUGUUCUGAUCCAGGCGAGAGUGAUGCUGAGUCUACAGGUCAAAUCCCACCAGAUGUCAACAUUCGGUUCACUUUCAAAUCGGGUUCAUCCGUCCUUCUUGCGCCAGCAAGCACGGUCUUACCCAGAACCGUCACCGUGCAGAAGAUGUUGAAGAAGGCCAGGGAAUUUGUCAGAGAGGGCACUUCGCUCCAGUUCCCAGAUCUGGAGCAUGCCAUUGUUGGCGGCAUUUCGGUUUACGAGGCCGACAAAAGGCAGCCUUUGGAAAACUAUAUUCCACAUGGGAUCGAGGCAGUGCUUCACGUUGAGACGGGCUGGAAGAAUAUGCAAUCGAGCUGA
Molecule: messenger RNA, 1437 nt
Organism: Diplodia corticola
Lineage: Eukaryota; Fungi; Ascomycota; Dothideomycetes; Botryosphaeriales; Botryosphaeriaceae
Exons: 4
Coding region: 1-1437 (478 amino acids)
Source: RefSeq, a predicted model, not a curated record